CAACGCGGCGGUCGCGUCACCGCCGAGGGGGCGGGCCCCGGGCGGCGUUCGGGGUCACGGAGGCUAGUGCUGCGCCCGCCCUCCGGUCGGGACCCCGGGUCGACUCACAAUCUCCCGCUUUGCGUUCCUCUCCCGGCUGCAUCCGGACGAAGAUGGCAACCGAUGGGCUGCACGAGAACGAGACGCUGGCGUCGCUGAAGAGCGAGGCCGAGAGCCUCAAGGGCAAGCUAGAGGAGGAGCGGGCAAAGCUGCAUGACGUGGAGCUACACCAGGUGGCUGAGCGGGUGGAGGCCCUUGGCCAGUUUGUCAUGAAGACCAGAAGGACCCUCAAAGGCCACGGGAACAAAGUCCUGUGCAUGGAUUGGUGCAAAGACAAGCGGAGGAUUGUGAGCUCCUCACAGGAUGGGAAGGUGAUCGUCUGGGACUCCUUUACUACUAACAAGGAGCAUGCGGUCACCAUGCCUUGCACCUGGGUGAUGGCGUGUGCUUACGCUCCAUCAGGAUGUGCCAUUGCUUGUGGUGGUCUGGAUAAUAAGUGUUCCGUGUAUCCACUGACAUUUGACAAGAAUGAGAACAUGGCCGCCAAGAAGAAGUCUGUUGCUAUGCACACCAACUACCUGUCUGCCUGCAGCUUCACCAACUCAGACAUGCAGAUCCUGACAGCCAGUGGUGAUGGCACAUGUGCCCUGUGGGAUGUGGAAAGUGGACAGCUGUUACAGAGCUUCCAUGGGCACGGGGCUGACGUCCUCUGCUUGGACCUUGCGCCCUCAGAAACUGGAAACACCUUCGUGUCUGGGGGUUGUGACAAGAAGGCCAUGGUGUGGGACAUGCGCUCUGGCCAGUGUGUGCAAGCCUUUGAAACGCAUGAAUCUGAUGUCAACAGUGUCCGGUACUACCCCAGCGGAGAUGCCUUCGCGUCUGGGUCAGAUGACGCCACGUGUCGCCUCUAUGACCUGAGGGCAGAUAGAGAGGUUGCCAUCUACUCCAAGGAAAGCAUUAUAUUUGGAGCAUCAAGUGUGGAUUUCUCCCUCAGUGGUCGCCUGCUCUUCGCUGGGUACAAUGACUAUACCAUCAAUGUCUGGGAUGUUCUCAAGGGCUCCCGGGUCUCCAUCCUGUUUGGACAUGAAAACCGCGUUAGCACUCUGCGAGUGUCUCCUGAUGGGACAGCAUUCUGCUCAGGAUCGUGGGAUCACACCCUAAGAGUUUGGGCAUAAUCUUCUCACAGCGUGCAAGAAUAAUGUGUCCUCUCCUGAAGAUACGACUUCUCGAUGAGCCCACAGCUUCCCACAGGUUAGCUUAUAGGAGCAACCUCACAGCUUGGCACUCACUCAUCCUGUCCAGUGUCUCCAUGAAAUCUGCCCUCUCCCUUGAAAUACUUGGAUAGGCCAUGCCACUUCAACUGGACCUUCAAGCCCUUCUUUCAUCUUAAAAACUUUGCGAAGUUUUGUCUGUCUUUGAAGUUAUUCCACCCAAUAGAAUGUCACAUUUAUCAGCAUUUAAAAUGUCGCUCAUUGUUUCCUUGGAUCUAGUCUGUCUUCAGAGCACUUUAAACUCUACCUUUUCUUGGCAUGGACUAUGGCUUCUAGAACCAUCGUCGGGAUGUGCCGGUUAUAUGGACUGUAAGAAUGACUGUUCACUGGUCUGUAAUAGAAGGAAAUUCCAGUUCCAGGUGUAACUCCACAGAAUCACUUUUUAAAACUGUUUUUAGGUAAAAGUAUCUUUUUG
This is a messenger RNA of Mastomys coucha (southern multimammate mouse), 1725 nucleotides long. RefSeq names its product G protein subunit beta 5 (gene Gnb5). NCBI's taxonomy places the organism in Eukaryota, Metazoa, Chordata, Mammalia, Rodentia, Muridae. The transcript has 11 exons. Gene Ontology annotation, cellular component: heterotrimeric G-protein complex; cytoplasm. The record is from RefSeq and is a predicted model, not a curated record. The coding region runs from base 153 to 1214 and encodes 353 amino acids. Gene Ontology annotation, molecular function: signaling receptor complex adaptor activity; protein binding. Gene Ontology annotation, biological process: G protein-coupled dopamine receptor signaling pathway; G protein-coupled receptor signaling pathway.